GCCCUCCCAAGUGUGGUGUGCUGUCCUGAGAAGUGUGGAUGGAGUGGGAACACAGAGAUGGCCCAGACACGGUGUCAGCAUCCACCUCACCCCCACUGCAAACAGUUCAUGUCCAGCGCCUGCUAUUCCAAGGGCCAUGAGGUCAGCUGGGAAGAGGACAGGCCCGUUUGUCUGAGGUCAAGACCAGGCCAAGGGGAUGUGGCUACCUCCGCUCUGCCUCCCAGCAUCUCUGGAUUUUCCUUAGAAAAGCCAGGGCGUGGUACUCACCAGCCCCUCCUGAAGGCAGCAUCCCUGGACAGACCCUUGAGCCUGAGAUUAGCGGGAACUCUGUGUUGGGUGAGGCUGAUCUGUUUGAUGGGGGGAUUGAGCUAGGGUGCUGGAGGGGCCCUCUGUGGGGACCCCUUGCUGUCUAGAAGGCAGCUCUACUCAGACAGGAGGCUGGGAUUCCCAGCCCUGAGUCCUGGCUCCUUGCCCAGAGUGAUUUCCCAGCUAAAGGCCUGCCAGGAAGAAGACUCCCAUCAGCCUUCAGGGUGGGGCAGCCUGGACGGGGCGGACGGGGUGUGGGGGAGCCCCGAGGACACCCAGCCUGGGUGGAGGGAGGGCCAGGGAGACCUUCCUGCUUCAAGCGGGGGCUUCCUGUACCGUGCAGGGUGAGCUUGGGCAAUUCAUUUCUCCUCUCUGAGCUCUAGUUUCCUCACCUGCAAAAUGAGAGGGAGGUUGGGAGUUAGCCUCCAGCUCUGAUGCUCGGAGAGUUAACACAGGACCUGCCCCAGCCCAGCCCCCAGGGCCCCGGCUUUCAGGGCCUGGGUUGGGGUUGAGCGCAGGGUCUGCAGGAGUGGCCUCAAUUUCUCUGUCCUCAGUGUUGUCAGGACCCAUCCCCUGGCCUCUACCUAUGAGGAAAGUCCCAUUAUUGCCCCAUUUCACGGAUGAGGAAGCAGGCUCAGGGAGGUGAGGCAAGGUACCCAGGCCCCCACAGCAAGCAGCACAGCCAGAGGUGUUCACUGAGGCGGUCUGAUGUCAGGCUUCCCCUGCUGGGCUCUGGGAGCCCCACAGUGAUGUGUGACAGACGCGGCCCUCGCUUUGCCUGGGUUCCUGCGCCCUGUGCUGGUUUCAGGGUAGUGGAGGCACAGCUGGUCCACAGUCCAUUGCCUGCCAGGGGCCAAGAGCGGCUCUGACCACCCAAGGACUCUCCCUCCCAACUCAAGUGCUGACAACUGACCUCUGGCCUCACCUUUCCCACCCUACUCUUCCUAAGGGGCUGGGAAACCGCUAGAAACUUCGCUGUAGACUUGGGUGUUGACGCCUGGCUCACCCCAGGAGCCAAGGCCGUGCAGGGGGCUCGGUUCUCAGCCCCCAGCUGGGCCACCAUGGCGCGGCGGCUCCAGGACGAGCUGGCCGCCUUCUUCUUUGAGUAUGACACUCCCCGAAUGGUGCUUGUGCGCAACAAGAAGGUGGGCGUCAUCUUCCGCCUGAUCCAGCUCGUGGUUCUGGUCUACGUCAUUGGGUGGGUGUUCGUCUAUGAGAAGGGCUACCAGACCUCGAGUGGCCUGAUCAGCAGCGUGUCUGUGAAGCUCAAGGGUCUGGCUGUGACGAAGCUCCCAAGCCUGGGCCCCCAGGUCUGGGAUGUGGCUGACUACGUCUUCCCAGCCCAGGGGGACAGCUCCUUUGUGGUCAUGACCAAUUUUAUCGCCACCCCCCGGCAGGCCCAAGGCCACUGUGCAGAGAACCCGGAAGGGGGCACGUGCACGAAUAAUAGUGGCUGCACCCCGGGAAAGGCAGAAAGGAAGGCCCAAGGCAUCCGCACAGGCAAGUGUGUGGCCUUCAACGACAUCGUGCAUACGUGUGAGAUCUUUGGCUGGUGCCCCGUGGAGGUGGAUGACGACAUCCCAUGCCCUGCCCUUCUCCGAGAGGCCGAGAACUUCACUCUCUUCAUCAAGAACAGCAUCAGCUUUCCACGCUUCAAGGUCACCAGGCGCAACCUGGUGGAGGAGGUGGAUGCCGCCUACAUGAAGACCUGCCUCUAUCACAAGACCUUGCACCCACUGUGCCCAGUUUUCAAGCUCGGCUAUAUGGUACAAGAGUCAGGCCAGAAUUUUAGCACCUUGGCCGAGAAGGGCGGGGUGGUAGGCAUCACCAUCGACUGGCACUGUGACCUGGACUGGCAUGUGCGACACUGCAAACCCGUCUAUGAGUUCCACGGGCUGUAUGAAGAGAAGAAACUGUCUCAAGGCUUCAACUUCAGGUUUGCCAGGCACUUCGUGGAGAAUGGGACCAACUACCGGCACCUCUUCAAGGUGUUUGGGAUUCGCUUUGACAUCCUCGUGGAUGGCAAGGCUGGCAAGUUUGACAUCAUCCCCACCAUGACCACCAUUGGCUCUGGGAUUGGCAUCUUUGGGGUGGCCACGGUUCUCUGCGAUCUGCUGCUGCUCCACAUCCUGCCCAGGAGGCAGUACUACAAGCAGAAGAAGUUCAAGUACGCGGAGGACAUGGGGCCAGGGCCGGGGGCGCACGACCCUGCGGCCACCAGCUCCACCCUGGUUCUGCAGGAGAAUGUGAAGACAUCCUGACCUCUGUCCCCCCCUCCUACUGGACACAGCAGGCGGGGAGCCUGGUGGAGUCUCAGCCAGGGUGGAGGGGUCUCCCCAGGAGCGCUCCCACCGUCUCGGCCAGGCAGACACCAGGUUGCCGGAAGCUCAGGGUGGACUCUGGGAGAGACCUGCACAAUUCUGGGCUCUGGCUCCAACUCUGCAGCCCCCAAGGGAGCCUCACACCAGCCUCAGCCACUCCUGGCCCCAGGUUUUAUGCCUCUCCCUCUGGGCCCUUGUCUAUCCAUCCUACUCCCUCAUGUCUCCAGACCUCUGCUGUCCCAUAUGGCAGCCACUAGCCAUCGGUGACUAUUUAAAUUAAUUAAGAUUGAAUAAAAUUAAAACUUCAGUUCCUCAAACAGCCACAUUACAACUGCCGAAUACGCACAUAUGGCUGUGGUUGCCCUAUUGAACCACAUGGAACGUUUCCAGCAUCGCAGAAAGUUCUGUUGGACAGCUCUGCUUGAACCCUUUUUCUUACUGACCCCAGAUUUCCCUGGGAUGCUUAUCAACAGUGCUGGCACCUGGGGAUUCCCUGGCAGUCCAGUGUUUAGGCCUCUGCGCUUUCAUUGCCAAGGGGCCUGGGUUCGAUCCCUGGUCAGGGAACUAGGAUCCCACAAGCUGUGAGGCCAAAGGAAAAAAAAAAAGAAAAGCAGUGCCAGCGACUGGGUGCACCCCAGACCUCCGGAACCAGAAACUCCACGUCUGGUCACAUGAUCUGCAAGCAUAGCAAACUCUUCAGGUCAUUUUCAGGACCUAAGUUUUAGAACCGCUCCUGAUCAGGUAUCAGACUUAGCUGGGGCCGGCAUCCCCUGGCAGGUGCGGGCCUUGAGCAGGUGUGUGGUGUGCUCACAAGCCACACGGUGUCUCAUGCACUCCUCCCCCUCGUGCACACUCUCACCCGCACGCACAGCCCCCCUCCCAUCCACACUGUGUGUUUGAACAGCUUGGGCCCUGCAAACACAACCAUCUGAACACACCUACACCCCCAGGCACAGACUCAUGGUCCACGCCACCCCGCCUCUGUGGGGAUGUGCUUCUCCUCAAGUGUGUCAGGCCAGGACAGUCUCUUCUAGUGAUGAAUCCUUACUCAGCUACCUCUGGUCAGCGUGGGAGCCUCAGCCGAAUCCUGGGCUCUCUGCCUGUGAGCCAGCCCCAGCUCCCGAGGCCUGCCCGGCUCUGUGUGAACACAAGGUCUGGGAAAUCAAGGGCUGGAGUAUAAUAAGAGGAUUGGUGAACGAGUUCAAACCUCUGCCUUCCGCCCUUUCUUCCCAGCCCUCUCUGAAACCCAGUGUCCGCAGCUGUGAAACACGGGGCUAAGCUGAGCGAUCUUUGAGAUCCUUCUGGGUCUCUCCGUGGGAGGUGGUGAGCUGACCCUUAUGCAGAGGCAGUGUUGGGCAUCAGCUCACCUCUAUCCAGGGGCCGCUGUCCUGGCACGGCCCCAGUCAUUGGAGAUCUUCCCAACCCUCCACACGCCCCUCCCCCGGCUUUGAAAGGCCCGGCACUGGGACAAGCAGAGACCCCAGGAGUGGCCUCAUGAAAGCAGGGGAGAGGAAGGGGCUGGCUGUCCCAGGAGGGAGAUCGGAUGCAAUCCCAAAGAGGGGAGGAAGGUCUUGACUGGAGACAGUGUGGAAGGAUCCUCCAGGGACCCUGCUGUGGGCAUGACCCUCCGGCCAAGCAGGGUCUCUGGGCACCCCCAUCACCAUGCUCUGUCUAGACCAGUGUUGUCCAACACCAGUGAUGGAACAUUCUCUAUCUGUGCUGUCCAAUGUAGUAUUCACAUUGUGGACGUUAAGUAUUUAAAAUGUGGCUCAUGCAACCAAGGAACUCAAUUUUUUAUUUUAUUCAUUUGAAUUUAACUCGCCACGUGUGGCUAGUGGCUACCAUAUUGAACAUCACAGGCUAGCCCCUCCCCUCUCCCUCAGGCCCUUGGCCUCCUGCCGUCUUCCCCGGCCAAGAGCCAUCCCUUGGAUUUUACAAGACAGGCACUCCCUCUUCUUCCCUCCCUUCCUUCUCCAGAUCUACCUGCUUGUGCACCUCCAGUCCCCUUCCCUCCUGAGUGAGCAGAGGAUUCCUCCCUGGAAAUCAUGCCUCACCCAGCCUGGAGGCCGCCUCUCCUCUCUCCUGCUCCUCUCCUGCCUCCUCGCAGCCCACAUUUCCCUGCUGCUCUGCCUGCUCUCUGUUCACUGCCACCACCAUUCCAGAAAGACCAGUCUACACUUCCCUCUGGGUCCCACCCUCUACAAUUGGCCUCCAGCCCCUACCCCCACUUCUAGAUGCCCUUGCCAAGGUUACCAGCGGCGUCCUUGUUGCCAGAUGCAAGCAGACACUUCAGCCCAUAUCCUGCUCAGCCUGUCAGCCUCUGACACUGUUGGCUGAGCCCUCCUUUGUUGAAAGAUUUCCUUCCAGCAGCUCCUAGGACCCACCCUCUCCAGAUUUUCUAGUCAGCCUGGAGUGUAGGGAUAAGAUAGUUUUCAAUUGCAACUCUGUCACUGUGUGUCCUUGGGCAAGUUGCUUAACUCUCCAAGCCUCCUCUGUGAGUCAGGGAUAAUAAUAGCCUCUACUCAGGUUGGGGUAAGAUAAGAUGCAUAAAGUACCUAGCACAGAGCCUGGCACACAGUAGUGCUCUGCCCCUGCCUCUAUCCUCUCUUUCAAUGGCAGAGUCAGAUAGCUGUCCCCAGGUUCUUGGCUGGGUAUGUGGCUGCCUAGAAUGGAAGCUGCAUUUCCCAGCCUCUUCUUGCAGCUGGGUCUGGUCAUGUGACUGUUAUAGCUAAUUGGAUGUAUGUGGAAGUGUCAUGUGACGCCUUCUGGGAACUUUCCUUAAAAGAGAGCUGGUGCAGAUCCUUUGCCUUCUUCUUCUUCAUCCUUGUCUCCAUCCCACUGCCUGGAAUGUGUGCGUGAUGGUUGGAGCUCUAGCCGCCAUCCUGAAUCACGAGGACAAGAGUCAAAUCCAGAAGUGGCUGGAGUAGUGAGUGGAAAGGGCCACAUCUGGGAGGUCUUUGUGGAGCACAGCUGACAUACUGUUACCCCAAAACUGGGUUCACCUUCUGGUGGGUGUUGAGCCAAAAGACACAACCAAGCCAAAGAGUGGGAGAAGGAGGCACUUACUACCUGAGGCAAGUAAGGAGAACACUGGGGAUCUUUCCCAAAGCAGUGUCUCCCCGAAUGGCAAAACUGUGGAAGUGUUAAGCUACGGGUACCUGCAUAUUCGUGAAGAGGCUUGGGCAGUGUACGAGUCAUAGAAUUGGGGCAAAGGUUGACAGAAGCGUCAGAAAAGAUCAACAUCAUCCCUCAGGUUCUAGUUGAUCUGGUGGUUGAAGGGGGUUUAAAUUCUGCAAAACAGCUCUCUUAAGAAAGUACUUCAGGCUAAUCUGAAGUACUCAACCAGAACUGGGGGUCUUUACAACUGCUCUAUUAUCUUUGCCAUUGUUAUUUCUCCACCUGAUAACAGCUGUUUGUUCCUGCAUUCUUUUGUUCCCUUAUGAUCAUUAAUUACUGAGACCUGUUCAAGGACAAGCAUUGUGGCCAGGGUUAGAUUACAAAAACGGCUUAGGCCAAAAAUGGCUUCUCUUAUGUCAAAAUGCUACAUCUGGUUCUUUUCCUCGGGGAGCCCCUACCCCAUCUGCUUACAAUACCAGCCCAGGACUGUCUUCCCUGAGGCUCUUACAUGGAAUUUCUGUUAUCUAAGUCAAAACUGAUCCUACCUGGUACAGAAAUUUUUCCCCCUAAAAGCAAGUGUUCUGUCCUCAGCCCCUGUUUAUUUGCCCUGAAGUUAUCUCAGCCUUUCCCAUGGCCCUACUAUGGGUCCCUUCGGACAACUCCCAAAACUGUCUCAAUGGCCCAGCCCUCUUUCCUGAACUCCAACCACACACAUCCAACCCCCUAAUCGCCAUAUCAAUUAAUUAUUCAUUCGACAAA
Messenger RNA from Delphinapterus leucas (beluga whale), 6503 nucleotides. The record is from RefSeq and is a predicted model, not a curated record. NCBI's taxonomy places the organism in Eukaryota, Metazoa, Chordata, Mammalia, Artiodactyla, Monodontidae.